Oppia nitens is the source of this 4205-nucleotide messenger RNA. Its product is annotated as CD109 antigen-like. NCBI's taxonomy places the organism in Eukaryota, Metazoa, Arthropoda, Arachnida, Sarcoptiformes, Oppiidae. Gene Ontology annotation, cellular component: extracellular region. Gene Ontology annotation, molecular function: endopeptidase inhibitor activity. The coding region runs from base 19 to 4203 and encodes 1394 amino acids. The transcript is spliced from 11 exons. The record is from RefSeq and is a predicted model, not a curated record.
UAUUUUUUUUAAAUAAAAAUGUUAUUAAUUCAAUUUAUAGCAUUUUUAUUUAUUUUGCAAUAUGCAGUAGCUGAAAAGGCUCAAUAUUCUAUACUAGCACCCAAAGUCCUACAACCGCAAUCACAAUACAAUAUCAUAGUAUCGUUGAAUAAUUAUGUGGGCCAGUCAAACAUAACGUGCGAAUUGUUUAACCAACUCAAAGGUUUUAAGGUAUCGAAAAUAUCGCACUUUGAUGAACACCAUAUGGUUCAGGUAAUGGACCUGCAGUCGGGUGCCAAUUGGCCAGAAGGUCAAUACGAUUUAACAAUCACAUCAACGGAUGGCCUGAUUCAAGAAAAAACAAUUGUCCAAUAUAAUUAUAAAUUGUUUGUCAUCAUGGUACAAACUGAUAAGGCUAUCUAUAAGCCGGGUCAGGAUGUCCAAUUACGGGUAGUCAUACUUGAUAAUUUGUUAAAACCGGUUAACCCGGAAUUAAUCAGAGAUUUGCGCAUAUUUAUACUGGAUCCUCAAAAAGUACCGUUAUUGGAAAUGAGACGAGAUCUAGGUUCUAGUACUAAAGAUCAGCAACUGUACAAUGUCAAUAUGUUUAACUAUACCAAUGGUGUUACCGAUGAUAUUAAAUUUAAUUUGCACGACGCAAGCAAACCGGGUGAAUGGACUAUACAAGUGGCAACACAUGGUCAAUUGGAAAACUAUACGUUUUUUGUUGACUACUAUACCCUACCCAUGGCCAACGUUACCAUCACGUUGCCCGAGUAUGUUAAAUUUGAUCGACCAGUGUUGAACUAUAGUGUCGAUGUUUUCUAUACGUUCGGCAAACCAGUCGACGGUUAUGUACUGGUUGAAAUUGACAAGAUUAGAGAGUGCGGUAAAUUAGUCACGACCGAUCCCGAUAGAGUGUUUCACGCUAAUUGGACAAUCGAGCAUGGUCAGAUUAAGGGUUCAGUUGAUUUGAAACAAACCAAACUACUGUUUAGCAAUAAUUGUCCGGAACUAACAUUGAACUUAUCGGCCAAAGCCUACGAUAAUAAUACUGAUAAUUGGUAUUUUAAUUUCGAUGUUUUCGAUGCUAUUGAAUCGGAAAUCAAAGCUGAAGUUCAAGAUAAACAGUAUACGUAUAGACCGGGUAAACCUAUUACUAAAAAGAUAUUAUUAAAAACUAGAAAUGGCGAUGCCUUAGAUGAAGAUAUUGUAAAAAAUUAUGAAUGUAAAGUCGAUUAUAAAACCAAAACAAAUUCAACUUAUACGGAUGGGGUUGUUACAGAUAUAAUACCCAGUAGAGGUAUGAUUACGUGUAUGAUAAUUACCGGACCAGACUAUAAGGAAAUGCGUAUCCGAUUGCGUAAUCGAAAAAGCAAUAAAUUUAUAGUUGAAAAUAAUAUUGAAUUUUUAAAAGACUGUGCAACCGAUACAAUUCAAAUACAUAUGCAGGAAGCAACUAAAACUGUAAACAUAAAUGACCAAGUAGCAUUGAUUGUUCAAUCAACACAAUCCAUUGAAGAGUUUAUUUAUUAUGUUGUAAUACGCGGAACAAUUGUCGACACACAAUACAAAAAAGCAAUUGGCAAAGACACGUACCAGUUUUUUCUGGACAUUACCCGCGAAAUGGUUCCCGAAGUAUUGGUAGCCGUAUUUAUGAAACUACCCGGGUCACCAGUCAUUAUAUCCGACGCUGUACACAUAUAUGUGAAUGGUACAUUUCACAAUCAAGUCCAGUUUGAUGUUAAAACACCAGUAGUCGAUGCCGGCAAAAAAGCACAGAUGGUUGUCAGUGCCGAAUCGGAAUCCAAGUUGUUUUUUCUGGCCAUCGAUACGGCCGUAUUGGCCCUGAAACAGGGUAACGACUUGUCAUCGGUACGCGUAUUGAACAAUUUGAAAACCAAUGCCCAAUACAAAUACGAUACGGAUAGUUUUCUAUCUAGUGGUAUGCAAUUUUUGACUAACGGUGCCAAAGAGUGUAAAGAUUCAAAACUGGUUGAUAAAAUUGAGCGUGAUGAUGACGAUGAUGAUGAAGAUCAUUCGGUAAAUCCGAAAACCAAUAAUGCUAUUCGAAAAAAUUUCCGGGAAGUAUGGAUAUGGGAUCGUAUUGAUAUAGCUCAUGGCAAAUCUAGAGUCGGUAUCAAAUCAACGGUUCCCGAUAGUAUAACUUCAUGGAAAGUAACGGCAUUUGCAUUGCACGCCGAAAAAGGACUCGGAUUGACUACUCAACCUGGUUACAUAACUGUAUUUCGACCGUUUUUCCUAAAAUUAAAUCUACCAUAUUCGGUUAGACGUAACGAAACCAGCGAAUUUCAUGUUACAAUGUUUAACUAUAAAAACGAAACUGUUGAUGUUACAUUGAAUGUCUAUCAAAAUAGUAGCGACAAACAUAAAACAAUGAUACAGAUUGAUAAUUGUAAAAAUUUGAAACAAAAAUUACAGCCUGGUCAAAUCAAAUCGAUAACAUGUUAUGCAAAAUCUAAUGGUGUUGGUCAAUUUGAUUUAGUUGCCGAAGCUAGCGGUACUAGUGAACUAUCCGACGAUAAAGUAGCCGAUGGUGAGCUCCGGCAGCUAAAAGUUAUCUACGAAGGUAUAACUGUUGAUAAACAUGUUGUCGUCGAUUUGUUAAUGUUUGAACAGGAUGUUAACAAAAUUAGUACAUCCGUAAAAUCGGUAUUACCCGCGGAUCGGGUAAUUGGUUCGGAAUUAUUGUUGAUGACAGCAACCACUGAAUUGUUGACCAGUCAAUGGAACGAUCGGUUGGAGAAAUUGGAAUCCGAUUAUAGUAUGAAAUUUGAUUUUAGUAAACCUGAAGGUUGUUGUCAGCAACGUAUCAAUCGUGGUUUUCCAAAAGUAUUCUGGCUAGAUUAUGCUAAAGCAACCAAUAGGACGACUCCCGAUAUGGAAAACCAGGCUGUAGCCGAUAUACAAUUCACGUUGAGUUUAUUGUGUUGGCAUGUUGAUUAUGAUGGAUCGUUUGUUUACUACGAACAAUAUAAUCCCGGUUCGAAAAUGGAUAAUGUAGUACUAGAUAAACGUAAUCCGUUUCUAUGGCAAACAGCUUAUACAUUACAAUUUAUGACACACGUUAGCAAAUACACGUUGGUAUCGGAAAAAUCACUGAAAGAUGUCAAAAAUUGGCUAAAAUCUGUACAGAAAGCUAGUGGCGAAUACAUUGAAACCUAUGCCGAUCACGAUAUAAUGUCCACGAAAACCAAUGCCUACCUAACAGCUUACGUACAUAAAACAAUGUUGGAAGCGGGCGAAAUUAAUCCGCCAGCGGAUAAAUAUUUGACCGAAGUUUUCGACACACUAACCGAUCCGUUAGACAUGAUAUCGACGUGUCUAGUGUUGAACAAAAUCAGGGCUAAAAAUAUGGACGUAUGUAACGAGAAAUUAGAUAAACUAAUGCAACGUGAUGCUACCGGUGCUUAUUGGUCAAAUGCACGUGGACAACCCGAUUUAUAUGUAACAGCAUUUGGUUUGAUGAUGCUAACGGAACGUCAACAAAAAUCCCGGGCAAUGGAUGUAUUUAAAUAUAUAAUUUCAAAACAAAAACAUGAUGGUAAUUUCCAAUAUGGCGGCCGGGAACAAGAUUCAUUGGUAACCGUAACAUGUAUGGAAGCGUUGACCAAAUUUCAUCAAAUGUUAAAAACAUAUGAACGAUUCAAAGAAAAUGUAUUUGUUACAUUUGAGCUGAACGGGAAUAAACAGGAAAUACAUUUACUACCCGAUAGUCCCGUAAUGCAAGUUGUCGAGGGUGACCCACUAGUCAAUGAAAUCGGUAUUGUAGCGGAAGGUUUUGGCAAUGCUAAGGCAACACUGAUGUAUCAAUACAAUACAAUGUCCAUAUCGGACGGUGCAUUCAAUAUAUCAAUUGAUCAUACUCGACACAAUGAUAAAUAUGUUAUAUUGCAUAUUUGUACCAACCACAAAGAAACUGGUCGAUCCACUUCGAACAAUAUAAUUGAAAUUGAUUUGCCAACUGGUUUUCAUUACCAUGCUGAAAAAUUCGUAUGGAAUAAAGAUAUUGUCGACAAAAUUGAAGCCAAAGAGGGCGACACAGAAAUUCAUGUUUAUAUUAAACAAUUAACAAGCUCACAAUUGUGUAUUGAUAUACCGACAAUCGAAAGCUACAAUACUAUCGAUAGAUAUGCCGUUCCCGUCAAAGUCUAUCACUAUUACGAUAGAAAUACAAUGAGUGUCGAAACUUACGAUGUUUAACA